AAUGUCAAAACACACUCCGCAAGUGAAUCAGCAGCGCUGGUCACUGUAGACUUUCUGAAAUCACUAGCAAAACAAGCAAGCCUCAAACUCCUCAAGCGCUCCUCCCAGAGUAAGAGGCCUGUCAACACAUACGCUCCGAGGCUGACCCCCUGCACGCUGACACAAGAUGUCACAGGGAAGUUUCGUCUUCAGCCCCACCGCCCUGCGCUCAAUGGAGCGGGACAAGGAGCUGCUGGAGAGGCAACAGAACCAGAAACGUCUGGCCACUCCUGGAGCUAGCAGCUACUUUUUAAAGAAGGAAAUGAGAGAGAGAAGCGUGGCAUCGAGUCGUGGACCUUCUCAGCCACGGGCUCUGAUUUGUCAAGACCCGGUGGUCCAGAAUGCCCUGUAUACUGGGGACCUGGAAGCUGUGCGCCAACUGUUCUCUAAAGGAGCUCCAGCCAAUCUGGUGAUCCAGCCCCAAGGAGGAGACAUGCUCUGGGUGAAAGAGAGAGGAAUCUGGUCUCUCACCUAUGAGCAGGAGCUGACCACGCCCCUGCACAUCACAGCUGGGCGUGGCUUCACCGAGUGCCUGAAGCACCUGCUCCUGAGAGGCGCCAGUGUGGACCUGGCGCCGGGUGGCACCACCGCUCUGCACGAGGCCUGUGAGGAAUGCCAGCCCGAAUGUGCCAAGCUGCUGCUGUCCUACGGUGCCAACGCCAACGCUGUGAACGAGGAUGGCCUCAUGCCCCUCCACGUGUGCACGGAACCGGAGUCCAUCGAAUGUGCCAAACACCUGCUUCAGUUUGGAGCUGUGGUGAACGGCCGGAGCCUGGAGGAGGACGACACACCCCUCCACGUGGCCUGCCGCCACGGCCUGCCUGACCACGUCAAACUCUACCUGCGCUACGGGGCUCACCUGGAGCACCACAACGACGAGGGCAAGUCCCCGCUCAACGCCGCCUGCUCCGUGCCACAGGAGAAGGCCAAACUGGGCCGCUACCACCAGGUGUGCCAGCAUCUGGUGGAGGCCGGGGCCAACGUCCUCACGCAGGACCAGCAGCGCCAGUCGCCACUGCACAUGAUCUGUAAGCACAUAAACCCGGACGUGACGGACCUCCUGCUACAACACGGGGCCAGCGUCAACGACAUGUGCUACGGUGGCAAUGCGCCCAUGCACUACGUGCUGAAGCAGGUGGCCUACAAGCCAGAGCAUGAGCCCGAGAGAGUGGUGCAGGCGCUACUCAACUACGGAGCGGUACGAGUCUGGCCCGGAGCACUAACCCAGGUUCUGAAGUGCUGCUGCACUGCUCCUCGUGUCAUUGAGGUUCUCCUGAACACAUACGACCGCCUCAAAAUCACGGACUCCUGGGCGGAGGCCAUCCCACCUGAUGUAUUCAAGCAACACCAAGGUUUCUAUGAGUCUGUGUUCGCCCUGACCCAAACCCCUCGGUCACUACAGCAUCUGGCCCGCUUCAGACUACGGAACUAUCUUGAGGGACGCCUGCACAAGGUUGUCCCCAAACUGGACCUCCCCACCUUCUUGAAGAACUACCUUCUGCUGAGUUUCAGAGACUAUGUCCACUGAGGACAGGUCUUUGUUAUGUCUCCGAGCCCUUUCAAGGACAGAUUUAAUACUGUAUAUAUUGUUUAACAUAGUUCUCUCCACAGCUGUGUGGCUUGGCUAAGGUUCACAUGCUAUCAAAGCUGGUUCUGUCCUUGGUUUUAAUCCCAGCAUAUAACUGUACAUAAUAACUUGUCAGUAUGUGCUAAUGUCUGGAUUAUUGUGUAGAAGGAUGUUUGGAAGAAGUGUAUUUAGUUUAUUCUCUCUAGCAAUGUGGUAAUUUCAUUUAGCAAGAGAUGUGAUCGCUUAUGGAAGGUCUUUUGCUGAGAAUUUGUGACUCAUUUCUUUGAAUCAAAUAUUUGGUAAUAUCAAAUAUGUAUAUAUUGGUAACACUUUUUAAAAAGAAAUAGACAGGCUUUAAUGUAGUAAUGUAAUUUGCAUAUAAAAAUGGUUUUGAGUGGAGCAAUCUCAACAUUUAAUCUGUAAAAUGGUACUAAAAUAGAUUAUUGUUUUUAAACAAAUGAGGAUGUAAUUAAACAACCAUAAUAUUUUAAUAUUGAUUUAUAUGGAAUUGAUCAUUUAAUUGAAAAAAGCCUCUUAGUCUCGGUUAAACAUUUACAUUAAAGAGGCAAUGUUGCCUUUGUGUACGACCAUAAAGAGCUAGCGCUUGUACCACAAGGGGGUGCUACGGUCAUUACGUGACAAAUUACAAAACCGCGAAUAGUGCCUUUUCCACAGUCAAUUAAGUUUGGUGAUACUGGAUUUAGGAAUGAGCCGAAACAAUUACAAAAUCUAAUAAAGAGAGAUCCAUGCCUUAUGAUGUUCAUUCAAACGUUCAAUGUACAAUCUAAGCUCUAAAACUAUAUUACACAAACCUUACAAUGUAACUUUUAGAGAGCAAUAUCACAUUUAUACUUUGUAUUUAUAUAAAACUAUGCCGCACUAUUCGUAAUAUUACACAGCAAGAAGGUGGUUGAAUGUAUGCCUAUUUGAAAUAGGCUUUCAUUUGGAUACUUAAAAAUUUGAAUGUACAAUGCGGUCUUCGUUUUACUUAAUUGAUUUCAACUGAAUUUGAAUUGCCAUUCAAAUUGUUAAUGGAUUCCUUGCGUUUUUUGCGUUAUUCUAUCAGUUUAAAUAUGUGUGGUAUUCCUUUUUUAUGUGAUACUAGACUUGAAAAAAAAUGAAUGUUGUGAAUGAAUGUGACAAGAUUAUAAUAAAUAAAGUGUACUAGGAAAAAA
Messenger RNA from Clupea harengus (Atlantic herring), 2781 nucleotides. It is a transcript of the gene asb10, whose product is annotated as ankyrin repeat and SOCS box containing 10. Gene Ontology annotation, cellular component: cytoplasm. The record is from RefSeq and is a predicted model, not a curated record. Gene Ontology annotation, molecular function: protein binding. Lineage: Eukaryota; Metazoa; Chordata; Actinopteri; Clupeiformes; Clupeidae. Gene Ontology annotation, biological process: positive regulation of protein catabolic process; intracellular signal transduction; protein ubiquitination.